Messenger RNA from Eucalyptus grandis, 1436 nucleotides. RefSeq names its product PGR5-like protein 1B, chloroplastic. The record is from RefSeq and is a predicted model, not a curated record. Gene Ontology annotation, molecular function: oxidoreductase activity, acting on iron-sulfur proteins as donors. Gene Ontology annotation, biological process: photosynthetic electron transport in photosystem I. Gene Ontology annotation, cellular component: chloroplast thylakoid membrane. NCBI's taxonomy places the organism in Eukaryota, Viridiplantae, Streptophyta, Magnoliopsida, Myrtales, Myrtaceae. The transcript is spliced from 7 exons. Bases 229 to 1119 code for a protein of 296 amino acids.
CCGAUCCCCGUCAGCGUCGGGGGGGCAUUCCCGUCUUUUCGCUGCCUGCAACGACCGGACGGCGGAAGACAGCCCCUUCGUCCCACGCCACUCCCCACUUGUGGCCAAGACGAAAUCGCCCUUCCCAUUCUCGGAAAGGGACACGCCGACCCAUUCCCGACCUCUCGUGAUGGCGCUUCUCUCCUCGCCCCCGCGCCACUGAACCGAACUCCUCCCCCCUCGAUUCUCAUGGCCGGCACGAGCUCCUCCGUCGCGCCGCGCGCGUUCGGGCCCGGGGCCGCCGGGCUCUCCCGGCGGGCCCGGGUCUGUUCCGCGGCUCCGCUUUCCGUCCGGGCCCCGACGCGGAUCCGCGGGAUCGCCACCUGCAAGCAGGGCGAGCUCGGCCUCGCCGCCGAGGCUCCGUCCUGCAUAUUCGUCGGCCCCAUCGAGACGGCCAGUCAGGAGACUCUCGAAGCUCUCUAUUGUCAGGCACGAGAUGCGUACUACAGCGGCAAACCUCUCAUAGUCGAUGACAUGUUUGAUAGAGUGGAGCUAAAACUCCGGCGGUACGGUUCCGAUACAGUUGUGAAGUAUCCUCGCUGCAGUCUCAGGCGGCAAUCGGUGUAUGCAGAUGCAGAGGAAGAUUUGUCUCAGGCCUUUGCCCUUGCCAGCAUAUGGAUUCUGUUUCUGGCAUUUGGAGGCUCAGCAUUUAUCGUGCCAGUAGUUUACACUGUCAGCCUGGCUUAUCAAGAUGCAUUUCAUUCGGGGAUUUACAGCACCCAUGCCUCUGCUCUAGGAUUUCUCUCUGCUGUUAAUGGCUUUCUUCUCAUGGCAAUGGGAUCACUUGUCGGAUAUCCAAUUGUUUCAGCUUCUGUUGGGGUACUUCAGGGCUUGUGGAGGAAAGACUUGGCAGCUUUGAAAGGGGCUUGUCCAAAUUGUGGAGAAGAGGUUUUUGCAUUCGUGAAGUCAAACCAAUCAAAUAGCUCAGCUCAUAGAGCUGAUUGUCACGUUUGUGAAUGCACAUUAGAGUUCCGCACCAAGAUUGAGCAACCUGCCUCGAGCUUAGGCAGACGAUGGAUUUAUGGUCGUGUAUACCUUGUUUCUCGGAGAGGCAGGACCCGGCGCCAAGUAUGGAUCUGAAAUGUUUUCCAAGGCAUAUGCGAACUGUCAUUGCUUUUGCGAACUGUCAUUGCUUUUUGUACAGCGCUGGAAUUUCUUCAUUUAUGUCCAGGUUGGCAGGGUUUGUCGAAAUUGGCUUACCAAGCAAUUGUUAGUUGCGGUAUGAAAUACCCAGUUUCUGAUACUGUAGAAUAGUUACGCUGUAGCCGCCCCUUAUAGGACAAUCAGGGAAAUAAUGUCGGAACGAGGCUCAAUCUUUCCUUCGUAUUAGUGUUCUGGUCCCUGGAACAUCAAAAUUUUGAAGCACUGGUAUGAAGAGUUGAAUUAAUUUCGCUUUA